UUUGUCCUCUUCUUAUUCUGUUAUGUUGCCUUGUUGGCGGGAAACCUUCUGAUCCUCAUCUCCGUUUGGUGCAGCCCCCUUUUCCACCAACCAAUGUACUAUUUCCUCAUUCACUUGUCCUUAAUAGACAUCUGCUAUACCUCUACUGUUACACCCAAGUUAAUUGCUGACCUGCUGGUAGAAAGAAAAACCAUCUCCUAUAGUAACUGCAUGUUACAGGUCUUUACAAUGCACUUCUUCGGAGACACUGAGAUCUUCAUCCUCACCGCCAUGGCCUUUGAUCGCUACGCUGCCAUCUGCAAACCUCUCCACUAUGUGAUUAUCAUGAACAGGACAAGAUGCAAUCUCCUAGUCUUAGCUGCUUGGACUGGUGGGGCCGUCCAUGCCUUUCCUCUCUUUUCUACUGCAAUUGGUUUGCCCUUCUGUGGGCCUAAUGAAAUUGAUCACUACUUUUGUGAUGUCUUCCCUUUGCUAAAAGUUGCCUGUACUGACACCUACAUCACUGGUGUCCUGGUGAUUGCCUUUUCAGGUAUGGCUUCCUUAGUUACCUUUAUUGUCUUAUUUGUUUCUUAUGGUAUUAUAUUAUUCACUUUAAGAAAUCUCUCAGCUGAGGGAAGACGCAAAGCCCUCUCUACCUGUUGGUCUCACAUCACUGUGGUCAUCUUAUUUUUUGCACCAGCAAUCUUUAUCUACCUUAGACCACCUACUACUUUCCCCGAGGACAAAAUAUUUGCUCUAUUUUACACCAUCAUUGCUCCUAUG
Messenger RNA from Suricata suricatta (meerkat), 762 nucleotides. RefSeq names its product olfactory receptor 4P4-like. Gene Ontology annotation, molecular function: olfactory receptor activity; G protein-coupled receptor activity. Lineage: Eukaryota; Metazoa; Chordata; Mammalia; Carnivora; Herpestidae. Gene Ontology annotation, biological process: G protein-coupled receptor signaling pathway. The record is from RefSeq and is a predicted model, not a curated record. The transcript has a single exon. The annotation marks the transcript as partial. Gene Ontology annotation, cellular component: membrane.